This is a messenger RNA of Cataglyphis hispanica, 6879 nucleotides long. It is a transcript of the gene DAT, whose product is annotated as sodium-dependent dopamine transporter. NCBI's taxonomy places the organism in Eukaryota, Metazoa, Arthropoda, Insecta, Hymenoptera, Formicidae. Gene Ontology annotation, cellular component: presynaptic membrane; neuron projection; neuronal cell body membrane. The record is from RefSeq and is a predicted model, not a curated record. The transcript has 12 exons. Gene Ontology annotation, molecular function: dopamine:sodium symporter activity. The coding region runs from base 672 to 2624 and encodes 650 amino acids. Gene Ontology annotation, biological process: sodium ion transmembrane transport; dopamine uptake involved in synaptic transmission.
UCCUUUGCGACAAGGUUCUCCCGUUUGUGCCGGAGAGAUAUCGGCAUCUCACCCCUCGUCUCGAGCUCUCCUUUUCACCGUAUUAUCCUCCUGUCAAACAACCCGUCCGAUUGAUCUCGCGCGAGAGAGAACGAAGGUAAGGAACGCGAUCUUUCUCGCGCGCGCAAGAUAUGCGAUGAAAAUGGAUUCGGAGCGUCUCGAAAAAUCCAAAGACCCCUAAUCGCGCCCUUUCGCCAUCGUUUCCCCGCGAGAGUAUCCCCUCAUCUGAAAAUGCGCGAGCUCUCGCAAGCGAAACGACGCGGGUGGCUUGCGCGAUUCGCCUGAGAGAGGAAUCUGGCCGCGCGCGUCUUGGAGAUCAUCGUUCGUCUAACGGAUAACGUUAGGAGGAAAAAUCUUCCGCGGGAGAUUUCGAAAGAGAGUCUCUGUAAAAUACGACGCGGGGGAGGGAGAGGCUCGAGGAGAGGAAAGGCAAGGGACGACGGAACGGGCAUGGGUCUGACGGAUACCAGUUUCGAGCUACUCUUGACCCUGUGGCGAGUCUUCGUCGUGGGAGUCCUGCCGUGGACCGAGGAGCCGCGCGGUCAGUGUCGCGGUGUCUCGCCGAGCUACAACAUUCACGGUGACACCGUCGCUCGUUAAUCGUCCUCGGCGUGAUACUCGAUACCGAAAGGAUGUCGUUGACGGUGGUGAAGAAUAUCGCGAAGGGCGGCGGCGGCGGCGGCGGCGGCAACGGCGACAGCGGCGACGGCAGAGAGACCUGGUCGGGGAAGCUGGAUUUCUUGCUCUCGGUUAUCGGUUUCGCCGUCGAUCUCGCUAAUGUAUGGCGAUUUCCGUACCUUUGCUACAAGAACGGUGGUGGCGCAUUUUUGGUCCCCUAUUGCGUGAUGUUGGUGGUCGGCGGUAUUCCUUUGUUUUACAUGGAGCUCGCACUUGGUCAGUUCAACAGAAAGGGUGCUAUCACGUGCUGGGGUAGACUUGUGCCGCUUCUCAAAGGUAUCGGAUACGCGGUCGUUCUGAUUGCGUUUUACGUUGACUUUUACUAUAACGUUAUCAUCGCCUGGUCGCUCCGGUAUUUCUUCGCCUCGUUCUCCACGAUGUUACCGUGGACGACUUGCGACAAUCCUUGGAAUACGCCGCUGUGUCGCGAAUUCGACGCAAACAUCUCAUAUACUUUCGAGGAUGCAAUGAUCAACGAGGUAAACGAGAAUAUCGGAAAUGUCACCCGAUUUCUGGUCGAUCAAAGAUCGGACGCUGCUCCAAAGGAUAACCAUACGAGCGCUGCUCAUGAAUACUUCAACCGCGCUAUCUUGGAGCUACACGAAAGCGAGGGCUUACACGAUCUCGGAGCCAUUAAGUGGGACAUCACGCUAUGCUUGCUCGUAGUCUAUCUGGUCUGCUAUUUUUCUCUGUGGAAAGGCAUCUCGACUUCCGGCAAGGUAGUCUGGUUUACCGCUCUCUUCCCUUACGCAGUCUUGCUGAUUUUGUUGAUAAGGGGUGUCACUCUGCCGGGUAGUACCGAAGGCAUCCGUUAUUAUCUUAGUCCAAAUUUCACUGCUAUCACGAAAGCUGAGGUGUGGGUGGACGCCGCGACGCAGGUAUUUUUUUCUCUAGGUCCAGGAUUCGGUGUAUUGCUGGCUUACGCGAGUUACAACAAAUAUCACAACAAUGUUUACAAAGACGCCCUAUUGACGAGCUUGAUUAACAGCGCGACGUCCUUCGUCGCCGGAUUUGUUAUAUUCUCGGUGCUCGGUUACAUGGCCCACGCCAGCGGAAAAUCCAUCCAGGAUGUCGCUACGGAAGGACCGGGUUUGGUCUUUAUCGUCUAUCCGGCAGCCAUCGCCACUAUGCCCGGUUCGAUGUUUUGGGCGCUCAUCUUUUUCAUGAUGUUACUCACACUCGGUUUGGACAGCUCGUUUGGCGGCUCGGAGGCGAUUAUAACGGCACUCAGCGACGAAUUUCCUAUAAUCGGCAACAAUCGUGAGAUUUUCGUGGCAUGCUUGUUCACUCUAUACUUUCUGGUCGGACUUGCCUCUUGUUCGCAGGGCGGAUUUUACUUUUUCCACUUGUUGGAUCGAUACGCGGCCGGAUAUUCGAUGCUGUUCGCCGUUCUGGCAGAAACCAUCGCGGUCAGUUGGAUCUACGGAACAGACCGAUUUUGCGCCGACAUUAAAGACAUGAUCGGAUUCAGGCCCGGCGUCUACUGGCGCGUAUGCUGGAAAUUCGUAGCACCACUCUUUCUGAUGUUUAUUAUCGUCUACGGCUUAAUGGGUUACGAACCAUUAUCAUACGAAGAUUACAUUUAUCCGGUUUGGGCAAAUGUACUGGGAUGGCUGAUCGCGUGCUCUUCUAUCGUCAUGAUCCCAGGUAUGGCAAUCUACAAAAUCUGCACUACACCCGGAUCUUUCAUUCAAAGAUUAAAGAUCCUGACGACGCCAUGGCGGGACACGCAGCAUCAGAGGAAUGACUUGUCCUCGGUAGCGAAUGGUGCUAUUCGUCGAAGUUUCUUGGCGGAGCAAGAUUUUGAAAUUACCAAGGACCACGAAUUAACCAAGGAACAGACGGAGGUAAUGAUUCAAUCUCGAGAGGGUGUCAAGGGGAAUGAUCCACCCCCCGAGCCAGUCUAGGACAGUGCGGUUGUGAUUUUGCACGGUGCCCGGUUCCAAGUAUACCUCUGCUAGAGGACGAUCGCCGAGCAAGGUCCUACGAUGACGAUAAUGACAAUUCAAAUAAAAACAAGGAUCAAUCUUUUACACGGAUCGAACAUGCAUGCGUGUCGCUUAAAUUUUAGAAUACCGGUUUGAUUUUGACGAUAAAAUACUCUCUUUGAGUUAUCGCAGUUGGACUAUUCGCGCGUAUUUGGAUUCCGCUUUAUUCCUUCCGUGGAUGAGAACAGAGCAGAAUCCUAUUUCGCGUAUUUUAUUGUGAUGAAAACCGUCGUAUAGAUAUAGAAUAAAUCGAAAAGAUCUGUAGAGAAGAGAUCGGAUCGGAUCGCAACGCAAUAUACGUCAUACAAUAAUCGUCAGCCUCAGUUUCCCUCGGAUGGGAUGCUCUGGCGAUAACUUCUCCCUCUCUCCCUACCAUCCCCUGUAAAUAUAAUCACAAGGAAACGCAUGAAAUUGGAGAUGAAAUGUCUAGCAAACAAGCAAUUGAUGUAUGCAUUUCUUCUAACGAAUGAUAUUUGUCGAGCUAUUAUUAAGCGGGAAUUGCACCAUCUGCCCCCACCUUACCUAUAAUACCUUGGACGACAGCUUUAAAUUUAGGAGAACUGUUUAUGCUAUUUAUUUAAUUUAGCGUAGUCUAUGAAACAUCCCCGCGUCGGCUUGCUGGCGAUGGAUUCAAGCAAUUAAUAAGAAUUACUAUCUUUGGCACAAGCUCCCUUUCCCUAAAGAGUUUUUAAUCAUUUGGCACUAUCACGAUUUGAGAAAUGAAUUUUGUUGCUUAAUAAAAUCAUUUAUUUCUCGGAUCGAUGCAGAUUAUAUAAUCGCAUAAAAUAUUCGUAUAUAAAAAUGUUACAUAGAGAAGAGAUUAUAAUGCUAAGAUAUUUUAAGAGGAAAAAAGAGAUUAUACGAUCUCGAUUAAUUGAAUGUGAUUAACGAUUCCUUCCCUGGAUCGUACCGUUGUCUAUAAAAUGGAAAGGGAAUGGAAUUGAGUUGAUCACGUGAUUAACGUUAAUCGUUAUCGUCGGUGCUUCAGCGAGUUAGAAAAAUUACAUUUCCGUUUGAUCAAUCAAACGCUCGUCAUUCAGGCUUCGUAAGCCUGGACGGUAAAUGCUGUGUGGACUAUACGCAAAAUUAUUAUAUCACCGGUAAGAUCAAUUAUCUGGUUGAUCAAUUUAUUAAAUCUUAUUGCCGGUGUAAGUAAAAAUAAAUGCUUCAUUGAUAUUGCGCUCAGUCCUGUAUCAAAUAACACGAUAGAACGAUCCAUUUUUUUUUACAUAAUGCUACUAUUUUCCAUCAUGCUUUCAUUUUUCUAGUCAUGAUAAUUACACACAUACACACAUGUAUAUUAUCUGAUUAUUAUAUAUGUUCAUUAAAAAUCCAGGAAUAUAUAUAACGACACUUUUCCCAAUGACUAGAAAAUUGAGCUAAUCGUUUUAACAUUACCACGACUUUAUCUAUAUUAAUAAUUCAUCAUCAUACGUUGAAUUGUUCGUUUAAAUAAUUGAUCCCAUAUGACGCGUCUAUUCGUCGAAUCUAAUACGUGCCAAAUUUUCAUUGCAUCGUAACAUCGAUGUGUAAUAUGUAGUCACAUAAUCUAGCAUAAACAUUCGUAAUAUCAUCGUAUUUCACGCGCACUUGAAGUUAAAUGCGGCCUGAUUCUCUCAAUUUUAGACGUUAAUUCCAGAGACAACAUUCAGUGCGUAACUAGAGUCAAAUAGCUACAUUUACGGUUAUUUUAUGUGCGUUUAAAUCUUUGCAGUUCAAACUAGUUUUGAUGGAUAAAUCUUUCUUAUCUUGUUUUAACAUCAAAACAAAUCUGCGAUUGUUAACAAUCAUAUAUACAUUUCAGAUAUUUUUUUGUCUUUGAUAUAAUUAUUAUUAUUGUUAUCAACGAAAAAAAAUAACACAUACAAGUGGAACAUAAAAAAUUCUAAAAUUGUAUGCUGAUUACAACUAUUAACUAUAAUUUUGACUACAACGAUAUGUGAGGAAUCGUCACAUCGAAUGAUCUUUAUAAUACGAGGCUGUAAAAGAUGAAAUGUAUGCUACGAAUACAGGUCGAUUCGUGUGGAUAAACGCAUUGUGUGGGUUUCGUAAAGGAAUGUCGGCGACCGGAUACUCAGUAGUAAUUUCUAGUAGUUUGACAAAUCGUAGUAGUUAACGAGUAUUCAAACCCUAACGUAUGCUCUACUUGUCUAUCUACUUCCACACAUAUGUAUUAUCGUGCGGUAACUAGGGCGACAAAUCGUUUCCUAAUUCUCACACAUAAUGUCACAUAGCGCGUAAUCUCCCCUUCGUUCGCGAUACGAAUUCUGCUAUGAUUACGACAGAACUGUUCAUCAUUAUUCAGCAUUAACCGACAUAUAUUAAUUGAUAUAUAGUAUAGAUAUUCGAUGCAUAUUCCGAGAUAUGUAAAUAUCCUCCGAUACGAAUGUUUCUAAAUGUCUGAUUGAGUGGCUGCUUUUUUUUUUAAUCUAAACAAUUACCGGAAAGCUAAAAGAGACAUUUACAAUAAUUGCUAUUUUUUUUUGUAUUAACAUACAUAUACUAAUUUUCAUAUUUUUCUUUUUUUAGAAAUUUAUUUUUUCCGAUUUUUUAAGUCAAUCAUUAUAUAUUAUUCUUUGAUAUAAAAAAUUAUUUUAUGAACAGCUCUACAGCAGGCAUCGGAUAAUAAUAAAAUUUGAAUUGUGGGAUAUGUUCAGCCAACAAAUAUGUUAAAAAAAUAUAUGUAUAUAUCGCGUGCUACAUCAUCGCGAAUUCGCGCAAAAAGAUCGAAGAGAUCGGAGGCUGGGCUGCGCUACUUGAGUACAGAUAAGAUACAUCAUCUAGCCCCACUGACCGGUAAAAGGCGACCGGAAAUAGGAAUAAGCAUUUCGAAAAAUCGUCGUGAUAGUGAAUCGUUAGAAUCUUGCACGCGAUCGCGGUCUCCUCUUCCCUUUUCCUCCCCUACCUCACCCCGCGCGGUUGCGUGCGCGAUAUAGUUUAUAGUGAUCGUUGUUUAGAUACAGAGAGAGGUAUAUGUAUCUAUAUAUAAACACACAUGUAAAAAAAUAUAUAUGUAUAUAUAUAUAUAGUGUAUAUACAUACAUACACACUUUAUAUACAUAUAUAUAUAUUUUUUAUACACACAUUGCAUCCAAGUUGCCACCGCAGCCAUAGGUAGCAACUCGGAUCUUGUUAAUACUUGUUGAAACGAUUUCCUCCACGGCGGGGAAUUCCUCUUCUGCAAGUUAAUGCGAAAAAAAAAAUCGCGUCGCGACUUGGAUAAGAUUCUCUCCUUUUCCUCUCCCUCCCAUUAUUGGCGAUCAUGCCCGCCCAAGAGCCAUAUUGGGCUGACAUCCGCUGAUAUAUAAUUGCACACGUCGAAGAAGAUUUUGCACCGCUUUCAAUUACGAUAAUAUUGUCGCACAGCACUCUCUAACUUAUGCUUUAGUAGUUAGUAGUUAGUAUUUAUUAAUUGAUGCUAUUUUAACGCUAUAUUAAUAACAUAUAUUAGCGUAUAUAUGUAUAUUGUUGAUAGUAAGAGAGAUUGACAUGUUUUGUUAUUAUUAUUAUAUAAAUUAUUAUUAUAUAAUUAUUAUAAUAUAAAAUGAAGAAUAAUUAUAAUUAGAUAUUUCUUUAUCCUGCCUGAAUUAUGUAGGCGAGAAAAUCAUGUAUUAUUUGUUGAAAAUCAUUAAUGAUUUUGUACAAAAACGAUGGCCAUGACUGAGUAAAUACUCUUAGGGCAUUGUAAUACAAUAAAGUAACAAAUUAUAAUACGAUAUAAUACAAUUUUGUAUUAGUUACAUAUAUAUGUUUAUAUAUAAAGACACAUUUAUUUAUUAACAUUUAUUCAUUACAAGGAAAUGAGAAGGAAUUUUUUGCUAAUAAUGGCAAAACGAUAUAUAAAAGAAAUGGAAGAGUGAUCGACCUGAUAGCGCAUGGAGCGUGAGAUCUCUCACCUAUAUAUGUGUGUAUGUGUCUCUUUGUUUGCAGAAUCCUUCCACUACUACUACAUAAAUUGCCAUUUUGUGUGCGAUGUUAUUUCGAAGUUAAGCGGUGCAAAAUUGAUUUUGACGUGUGCAUAUCCUUCCUAAGCUACGUGUCGUAAUCUGCUCGAAGACUGCUGCAGCCGCGGCUUGGAGCUCGACCCUAAUUAGCGAUAACCCGCUACGGCGACGCUAGCGUUACGCAUGUAAGGAUGAUUUUGUCAAAUAAAAAAUUUUGUUCUCUAAAAGAA